This is a messenger RNA of Coffea arabica (coffee), 795 nucleotides long. The record is from RefSeq and is a predicted model, not a curated record. NCBI's taxonomy places the organism in Eukaryota, Viridiplantae, Streptophyta, Magnoliopsida, Gentianales, Rubiaceae.
AUGAAUGGACUCCACGAGGUGAACGCGUCGAAGGAUAAACGGACCUCACAGGAUGAGUGGGUCCCACAGGAUGGACGGGCCCCACGAGAUGAAUGGGCCCCACGAGAUGAACCUGUCUUGAAAAUAUAUCAACCAGCUCUGAUACCAACUGUUGUUUUUGUUGGAGAAAGUGGGAAUGGCAAGUCAACAUUAAUAAGUCUAGUAGAAAGAUUGUAUGAUGUUAAAUCAGGAUGUAUAUCAUUGGAUGCCAUUGAUAUCCGAAACUACAACCUGAAAUGGCUGCGACAACAGAUAGCUUUGGUGAGCCAAGAGCCCAUACUCUUCAAAGAUACCAUUCGUCGCAACAUAACAUAUAGCAAGCAAGAAGAUACAACAGAAGAUGAAAUUGUUGCAGCUGCAAAAUUAGCAAAUGCACACAACUUCAUAUCAGCAUUACCUCAGGGCUAUAAUACUCAUGUAGGGGAAUGUGGAGCUCAAUUAUCCGGUGGACAAAAGCAACGGAUUGCCAUUGCACGGGCAAUAGUGAAGGACCCAAAAAUCCUAUUACUAGAUGAGGCAACAAGUUCUCUAGAUGCAGAGUCAGAAAAAGCAGUUCAAGCUGCACUAAACCAAGUGAUGGUAAGCAAAACAGCAAUUGUUGUGACUCACAGAUUGACAGCAAUUAGAGGGAGUGACACCAUUGCAUUUCUGAGAAAUGGCGUGAUUGUUGAGAAAGGUAGACAUGAUGAGCUCAAAAAGAUAGCUAAUGGGGCUUAUGCCUCUUUGUUUUCGCAUCAUCUGAACCACUCAAUCUAG